GAAGUCAGCGAUGAUCCUUCUAUACGCUGUGACACAAUGCUAACGUACACAUUUCUUGAUAGUAACUUUAUUUCCUCUCUCUCUCCCUCUCUCCUCCCUCCUGCUGCUGCCUGGCACAACAGAUCACUUGGGCAUCGAGUUUAUGGAGAGCAAAGAGGUGUACAAGAGACAGGUGCUGUCAAUCACAUCCAUCGCCAUGGCAAUCAGCCUGCUUGGAACGCUGUGCAUGGCGCUGUACUGCCGCAACAAGAGGCGCAGAGAGAAGCUCCAGGCUCACCUGAAGGAGAGUCGCAGUCUGAAGAACUACACCGCUAACUCCCAUAACUCCCAUAAUGCCCUGGACGCCAAGCUGAGGGCCCCUAACGCCAACCUGCAGAUGCACGAGUAUUUCAAACGCUCCUCCCAGUCUCGCCAGGGAACCGUUUCUGAGUCCAGCUUUGCACACGGCACCAAUAUCUCCAGCUCCAGAGGCAAGGCCAAACAUCCCAGAAGUGGUUCCCUCUCUCACAGCCCGGAUCAGAGAAGCCGGGCCUCCCAUUGGUCGGCUCCUCGCAGGACCCCGCCCAUCCCGAGGGGAAGGCUGAAUCCGAUUGGAGGAUCCAAGUAUUCAGGCCCCGCCUACCAACACCUCCAGGAAGUGGACUCUUCUGAGAGGGAGGCUGAGGCUCAGAGAGGCCCCUUCUUCCCGAGAUGUCAGACGCAGGGUGAUCCUCGAUGUGUCGACCCUAGAACAGAUGCUUUCCUUCAUAUGCAAACGCCUCCUGUUUCCUUUGAGACAUCCUCGCCAUCUUCUUUGAGCGUGGAAGUGCGUUCAGGUGCAAUCGAUCCUAAUCCUUACACCCGAAGUCUACGUAAACCUGGACGUCGUCAUAGCAACUCCCCGCCUCCUCCGUUUCGCUCCUGCUCCAUCCCCAUCAUCCCCUCCGUCCAGUAUCACAACGACAACGAGGCGUCUUGUAUGCAAACCAGCGUCUCCUCGGCAACCAGGACCAUGUCUUCAGGAGGAGGAAAGGAAGCAAGGAGAGAGAAAACGGCAGCACAUGUUGUCGCGUUGUCUUCUACUUCCUGCUCCUCUGCUAUUGGUCAAGAGCGGGAUGAGGUGGCGCUGCUAUUGGAGGAGGCUCAGGAGCAGCUCAGGAAGUUGGCGUUGGCAAACAGGAAGCAGGAAGUGGAGGCCAGAGAAACUGUUUGCUUCCUGAACCUUAAUGGAGGAAGUGUUGGGGCGCUGAGCUGCAAUGGACCAACGCAAACACAGCUGCUCACCCCCAGCCUAUCACACAGAGACCUGGGCCAAAUCAGCCAAUGAGAGGACUCCAUUUAGGACUUUCACUUUGACAGUGUUUGACAGACUAUUGUGUUCUGUAGGACACCGAAUUGAAAAAAAACAACAUGUAAUAUCAUGGAAAAUGUGCUGGUGAUAUGCAUUCUGUACGGAUCGAACACUGACCGCCUUUACACUGACUGACAGUAUGGAAGAAAAAAAAUAUUUACAUGCAUUUAUUUACAAAAA
Messenger RNA from Gymnodraco acuticeps, 1510 nucleotides. Its product is annotated as pro-neuregulin-3, membrane-bound isoform-like. Gene Ontology annotation, molecular function: chemorepellent activity. Bases 143 to 1306 code for a protein of 387 amino acids. Lineage: Eukaryota; Metazoa; Chordata; Actinopteri; Perciformes; Bathydraconidae. The transcript has 6 exons. Gene Ontology annotation, biological process: nervous system development; animal organ development; intracellular signal transduction. The record is from RefSeq and is a predicted model, not a curated record.